Messenger RNA from Columba livia (rock pigeon), 2085 nucleotides. It is a transcript of the gene CSAD, whose product is annotated as cysteine sulfinic acid decarboxylase. Gene Ontology annotation, cellular component: cytoplasm. Gene Ontology annotation, molecular function: sulfinoalanine decarboxylase activity; pyridoxal phosphate binding. Gene Ontology annotation, biological process: taurine biosynthetic process; carboxylic acid metabolic process. NCBI's taxonomy places the organism in Eukaryota, Metazoa, Chordata, Aves, Columbiformes, Columbidae. The record is from RefSeq and is a predicted model, not a curated record.
AUGCGCACGGAGCCGCCCUCUUGGAGCCGGGCGGUUGCCGGGGCAACGGGGGGCGGCGCGGCCUGGGCCCGAUCCUGCGCCUGGGCCCGAUCCUGCGCCUGGGCCUGGGCCGCGGCUGCUCUUCGCACUUUGUCCUCGUCCCCGCGACGUGGCCGCGCGAGAACCCGGAGACCGCGGCCAGAGCCACGGGACGCGCGGGGGGACGGUCACGCGGCGUCCCCGGCACGGCCGAGGGGAACGCGCCUGCUGUCCCCGGCACGGCCGAGGGGACUGUGCCCGGUGUCCCCGGCAUGGCCGAGGGCACUGUGCCCGGUGUCCCCGGCAUGGCCGAGGGGACUGUGCCCGGUGUCCCCGGCAUGGCCGAGGGGAACGCGCCUGCUGUCCCCGGCACGGCCGAGGGGACCGCGCCCGGUGUCCCCAGCACGGCCGAGGGGACCGCACCCGGUGUCCCCGGCACGGCCGAGGGGACUGUGCCCGGUGUCCCCGGCACGGCCGAGGGGACCGCGCGCGGAGCGGCCGCGGAGGGCGACGCGCUGGCACGUCCCGGCGUGGGACGCGGCGGCCGGGGAGGAGUUCCUGCGGGCGGCCGUGGAGGUGCUGCUGGAGGACGCCGUGCGCGGCGGCACCGACGUGACACGCAAGGUGUGCGAGUGGAAGGAGCCGGCGGAGCUGCGGGCGCUGCUGGACCUGGAGCUGCGGGAGCAGGGGGAGCCGGGGGGGCGGCUGCUGCGGCGCUGCCGGGACCUCGUGCGCUACAGCGUCAAAACCGGUCACCCGCGGUUCUUCAACCAGCUCUUCUCCGGCCUGGACCACCACGCGCUGGCGGGACGGCUGCUCACCGAGGCGCUCAACACCAGCCAGUACACGUACGAGAUCGCCCCGGUGUUCGUGCUGAUGGAGGACGUGGUGCUGGCCAAGCUGCGCGAGCUGGUGGGCUGGAGCGGCGGCGACGGCAUCUUCGCCCCAGGAGGCUCCAUGUCCAACAUGUACGCCAUGAACGUGGCUCGCUACCGCUUCCCGCAUGGCCGCCGGAGCGGCAACUGGGCCCUGCCGCGCCUGGUCCUGUUCGCCUCCCGCGAGAGCCACUACUCGGUGCUGAAAGGAGCCGCGUUCCUGGGCAUCGGCACCGACAACGUGCGCCUGGUCGGCACUGACGACAGGGGAAGAUGAUCCCCCGAGGAGCUGGAGAAGGAGAUCGAGAGGGCGAAAGCCGAGGGCGCUCAGCCUUUCUUCGUCUGCGCCACCUGCGGCACCACCGUCCUGGGCGCCUUCGACCCCGUGGGCGCCAUCGCCGACGUCUGCCAGCGCCACGGCCUCUGGCUGCACGUGGACGCAGCCUGGGGCGGCAGCGCGCUGCUCUCCGGCAAGCACCGGCACCUCCUGGCCGGCAUCGAGAGGGCCGACUCGGUGGCCUGGAACCCGCACAAGAUGCUGACGGUGGGCUUGCAGUGCUCAGCGUUCCUGCUCCGCGACGGCUCCGGGCUCCUGCAGCGCUGCCACGGCGCCGGCGCCACGUACCUGUUCCAGACCGACAAGUUCUACGACGUCGCGUACGACACCGGGGACAAGAGCCCGCAGUGCGGCCGGCGCGUGGACUGCCUCAAGCUCUGGCUGCUCUGGAAAGCCGCCGGCACGCGCGGGCUGGCGCGGCGCGUCGAGCGGGCCUUCGCCUGCACGCGGUACCUGGCGGAGCAGGUGCGGCGCAGGGACGGAUUCCAGCUGGUGUCAGAGCCGGAGUUCAUCAACCUCUGCUUCUGGUUCGUGCCCCCCAGCCUGCGGGGCCGAGGCGCCCCCGAUUACUGGCCGAGACUGGGGAAGGUGGCCCCCGCCAUCAAGGAGCGGAUGAUGAAGAAGGGCUCCAUGAUGGUGAGUUACCAGCCCCACGGCGCCCGGGUCAACUUCUUCCGGCAGAUCGUCACCAGCCCGGCCGUCACCACGGCCGACCUCGACUUCUUCCUGGACGAGAUCGAGAGGCUGGGACGGGACCUGUGAGACGCGGGGGGCCCGGGGGGCCGCCCGCCACCCCCGCCCCCCAAGACCCGCGAACGAGAGCAGGCAGGACUGGAAUAAAACGCUUUUACUGUU